This is a messenger RNA of Toxoplasma gondii ME49, 1874 nucleotides long. Its product is annotated as ribosome biogenesis regulatory protein (rrs1) protein. The transcript has 5 exons. The record is from RefSeq and is a predicted model, not a curated record. Bases 440 to 1399 code for a protein of 319 amino acids. Gene Ontology annotation, molecular function: protein binding. NCBI's taxonomy places the organism in Eukaryota, Apicomplexa, Conoidasida, Eucoccidiorida, Sarcocystidae. Gene Ontology annotation, biological process: ribosomal large subunit export from nucleus; ribosomal large subunit biogenesis; endonucleolytic cleavage in ITS1 to separate SSU-rRNA from 5.8S rRNA and LSU-rRNA from tricistronic rRNA transcript (SSU-rRNA, 5.8S rRNA, LSU-rRNA). Gene Ontology annotation, cellular component: preribosome, large subunit precursor; nucleus; nucleolus.
UUAAAAAAUAAAAAAAUUACUCAGAGAGACUCGACAGCCGGACUGCUGGGAGUGGCGUCCUCCACUGUUCUCUGGAAAAGUCUCGAAUGUGGACCAAGCCUGCCGAGUCGCAUAAAGGAGACAGAACCGCGAGAAAAAGCGCGUUUUUCAGAAAUAAGUUUCAUCUUUCCAAGAUCUCUGUCUACGUACUCUUCAAACAUUUUCAAAGGUCUCUCAGCUUCUGUUGUUUUUCUCCUCGCCUUUCGAGGGCGGCGGAGUCCCAGCUGUUUGUGGGGCAAGAAAGUCGUCGGGGAAACGGCGACUUCUCUGUCGGGGAAUUUUCUUUUCUGGAAGAACUUUUCGCAGCUUCCUGUUUCGUCUUUACUUCUGGGGGAAGAAAAGUUGCGGCUCGGUGAACUGGCGCGGAAACACACUUUUUCUUCGACAGAGAACUCGCAAAAUGGCCAGCGCGUCAAUGCCAGGCUCACCUCCCUUCCUCGACUCUUCUGCGCCGAGUGCGGGCGAAGGCAACGCCAUGGAAUCCCACUUGAACUUCCUUCUUUGCAUCGACUUCUCGCCUGUCUUGCACACAGAUGACCUCAGCGACCUCACUCGGCAGAACGCGCAGUCCAUGGUGGCGCAGCUCUGCGCUCUGCCUCACGAAACGACAGACGACGGUCUUCUCGUCGCGCUUCCGCCUCCCGCGAAAAAUUCGACGUUCAAGCUUCCCCGCAUGCAUCCAGCGCCUGCAGCGAAGAAACUGACAAGAUGGGAGGCGUUCGCGAAGGAGAAAGGCAUCCAGAAGCGCAAGCGCAGCCGACUGGUUUGGGAUGCCAACACCAAGGACUGGGUUCCGCGCUGGGGACACAAGGGCAUCCAGCAGAUGAACGCGCUGGCCGAGGCGGUGAUCGAAGACAAGGACGGCGAGUACGUCGGUCGCCGCGGCAGAGACCGCGGAGUGAAGAAGCUCGGGAAACGCUCGAAGGACGCGCAGAAGCGUCGCACGUCUCAGCAGGUCGAAUGCCCCUUUGAAGCGAAGGCCAAGGAGAAGAAGCUGCGACAGGCGAAGCAGAAACUCCGAGAACUCCGAAACACCCUGGAAGCUGACACCGACAGACGACUGCCGCCCGGCGUCCUCGCGACCCUCGCCGCCGGCGGCGAAGCUGCAGCGGAACGGAGAGGCAGGGCCGCAGGACUCAGACAUCGCCGGCAAACCAAGGAAGAGCUGAAGGAGGUCAUGAGGAGGGCGCAGACGUCCACUGCGUCGUUUGGUCAGUUCGACCGCCUGGCGAAGAAUGAGAAGAGAGAAAAGCAAAAGACGAGAACCAAGGGCGUGUCACUGUCUCUUGACGACGAACGUAGCAAGUACCGGCGACAUUUGAAGAACAUUCUGUCGGCUGCCGAGUCUGCAGACGUCUAGGUUUUCGUCAAACUGUCAAGCUGUGCAUUGCCGUCCUCGACCGUUCCGUUGUUCGCGACGAAGGCGUCUCUGAUAGUAGUCUUUCGGAACUCCAGGCUCACCAAAUGUUCAGACACCCAGUUGCGGGUGGCCGUCGCGGCAAGCGGCGGCAGCCGCGCGGGGAGCUUUUCCUGUCUGUGGAAAUCAGGUCCCGAGCCUCUCUGCUCGCGCUUGGUCGAGAGCGCGUCUCCAGAGGGGUCGAGCUCUCUCUCUUCGCGGCGGAAGCGAAGUCCAAAGGUGAACUUCCUUUGUCGGUCGCCUGCCCUCUGGCGCGUCAAUCGAUGACCUUGCUCUUGUGGGACUGUGGCGACGGAGUCGGAGCAGGCGAUGAGAGAGAAGCCAGUUUUGCGAGCGUUCUGCGUUAAACUCAAGCGAAAGGGAUCAACUUCUGCGAACAGAGUUGAACUGGCCCGUACUGAAACCGACACAAGAGCGG